Molecule: messenger RNA, 2681 nt
Organism: Gymnogyps californianus (California condor)
Lineage: Eukaryota; Metazoa; Chordata; Aves; Accipitriformes; Cathartidae
Gene: ARFGAP3
Product: ADP ribosylation factor GTPase activating protein 3
Exons: 17
Coding region: 2-1603 (533 amino acids)
Biological process (GO): COPI coating of Golgi vesicle
Molecular function (GO): GTPase activator activity
Source: RefSeq, a predicted model, not a curated record
CAUGUGCGAGCCCAGCAAGCAGGACAUUGCCGCCAUCUUCAAGCGGCUCCGCUCCAUCCCCACCAACAAGGUAUGUUUUGACUGCGGAGCUAAGAACCCUAGCUGGGCAAGCAUAACAUAUGGAGUUUUUCUCUGUAUUGAUUGUUCAGGGACCCAUCGAUCACUUGGUGUUCAUUUGAGUUUCAUUCGAUCUACAGAACUGGAUUCCAAUUGGUCUUGGUUUCAGCUGAGAUGCAUGCAAGUUGGAGGAAAUGCAAAUGCUUCAGCUUUUUUCCAUCAACAUGGAUGCACAACAAAUGAUACCAAUGCAAAGUAUAACAGUCGUGGUGCUCAGCUUUACAAGGAGAAGAUUAAAACUCUUGCAACACAGGCAACAAGAAAGCAUGGUACUGAUCUAUGGACAGAUGGAUGUGGAAUGCCACCUGUGUCACCUCAAAACAAAGAGGAAGACUUUUUUGCAUCCCAUGUUUCUCCCAAGGCAAAGAAUACAGAGUGGGUGUUAUCAGAGCCAGAGCCAGUUUCUCUACAGCAGAAAACUUCAGAAAAUAUUCCAGAAUGCUACGAAGGACCAGAACAUGGACCAAGUGUCGAUUGCCUUAGUACGUCACCAAAAGCUGCAUUAGCUGACCUGAUGAAUUUAAUUGCUACAGGUAUCACACCUAAUAAAGAGAACACCACCUUCAUAAAAAAGAAGCCAAAUCAAGCUAAGAAGGGGCUCGGUGCCAAAAAAGGUGGUUUGGGGGCACAAAAAGUGAGCAGUCAAAGCUUUAAUGAGAUUGAAAAACAAGCACAAGCUGUAGAUAAAAUGAAGGAACAAGAGGAUCUUCAUAGCAGUAAGAAAACUGAGAAGGAAGAGCCACUUGUAUCAUCUUUACGGUUGGCCUACAGAGAUCUUGAUAUUAAAACAAAAGAAGAAAAGUUAAAUCUAUCUGGUAAGAAGAAAAAUGAAUUGGAGAGACUUGGCAUGGGAUUUGGCAGCAGCAGAAGUGGCAUUUCUCACUCAGUCACCUCAGAUAUGCAAACAAUAGAGCAGGAAACACCUGCAAUUGGAAAGCCGAAGAAAAAGUACACUGAUGAUGUAGAAGACUCGUAUUUCUCUUCUAGUUCAAGGUACUAUGAUUCUUCAGAUUUGAGGAGCAGCACUUUCUCUAAAUGGGAUGACAAUUCAGAUUCUUUUUGGAAGAAAGAAAAUAAUAGUAGAGAUGUUGAUAUAAUGUUAACUUCAAAAAGUACAGGAUUUUCAGACAGGCCUGCAUCUCGUCGUAAGCCUGAAUAUGAACCAUCUUUAAACACAGAUGAGGCACAAAAAAAAUUUGGCAAUGUAAAAGCAAUUUCAUCAGACAUGUAUUUUGGAAGGCAAGAUCAUGCUGAUUAUGAAGCAAGGGCUCGACUAGAAAGACUUUCUGGAAGCUCAUCUAUAAGUUCAGCUGACUUGUUUGAAGAUCAGAAAAAACAACCAACAGGAAGCUACAAUAUUACAAAUGUCUUGCCUUCAGCUCCUGAUAUAGCUCAGUUUAAACAAGGAGUGAAAUCAGUGGCUGGAAAACUUUCUGUACUUGCUAAUGGGGUCAUGACAUCUAUACAGGAUCGAUAUGGUUCAUAACAUCUUUAGUAUCGACAUAAUUAAGUACACUGAAGAAGGAUUUCUCUUCAGAUAUACAAGUAAUCACACUGCUGAUUUGAAUGAAGGUUGCCUUAAGACUGUUGAUGUUUUUACUUGUUCCAGCAUAUUUGUUUCCUUGUGCAGCUUUCUGGCUCAGCCUCUUCUUACUGUUAUUUCAUCUUGACAGAGCAGAAAUCUUGUAGCAGCUUGUUACAUUGCAUAUGCUCCCCCCCCCCCCCUUUACAGUCUUGUAUUUCUUAGCGACCUUAAUGUUAGAUGUCGGAAGCUUUAUUUUAUUACUGGUUUUGGCUGUGAGGCAGGAAAGAGAAAGAAGGAUGAAUGCGUACAUUGGAAAUGAGGCUUCCUAAUAGAAACCUCAGUGCAGUUGCAUCCUUACUCGCCAGACCUAACUUGUCUUCUGACUGUCUUACGAGCUGUGGAGAAGAAAAUGUAAAUUAAGCAUAUGCCGAGGUGGUAUUUAGUGGACUGUAGCAAAAUAUAGAAUUAAGUUAAACCUGCGCUUAUCAGGAAGUAGAAGCUCUUGCAGUCAUAAAUUGAUGUGCAUUAAAAUGAUGGGGAAUUAGUGUUUUAAAACAAUAUUCCUGCUAGAAAAUUGUAUGUUUAGAUGUGAGGUAUGGAGAAGACAAGAUACGUGGUAUAUUGAAUAGUGGAUUUCAUCUUGUCAUGGGAACCAUCUAUUUAUUCCUAGUUUUGAAAGUUACAAAAAACUGCAAUAUAGAAUCCUUAAGUGCUUUUUAAAAAUCUGUAUUGUGUACAAAUUGAAAAAAAAAUUUAAAAUAUAUAAAGGGCCUAAUAGAGUAGUUAGUUAAAUACUUGUUAAAAAUGUUUAGAACAAUCUUAGGUUUUUGAUAAAUUAUGAAAUAUUGAAUGAGGAAAUAGUAGGGCUGUGUUUUAGACAGUCUAGAAUUUAUUGCUGAUGACAUCCUGUAUAAAACUGAUUAUGACCUUAAAGAAAAAAAACCUCACAACCAAGAAUGAGCUCAAACUAAUUCUGUUCUGUAACUUUAUUUCUUAAUUCAAAUUUGUAAACUGCUGAUACCUAAUAAAAACAAUUGAU